AUGGGCGCCAAGGAAAGUGUCGAGGCAGCCGCCAAAAUGAACGCCGAUGGUUGGGGCCAUGUGGAGCGAUCGAGUCGCUACCACAACCACCGGCACAACCAGCGGUCACAGUCGCUGAAUCGCGGACAGGCGCUCUCGCAGGCGGACGUGAGCGGCAUGUGGUGACAUCGGGGUGCCUCUGGUAAAGGAUCUGCGGCAAGCUGCGCCAACUGCGCCAUGGGUAACAAACUGAGCUGCUCCUGUGCCCCGCUGAU
Molecule: messenger RNA, 254 nt
Organism: Drosophila erecta
Lineage: Eukaryota; Metazoa; Arthropoda; Insecta; Diptera; Drosophilidae
Exons: 3
Coding region: 1-165 (54 amino acids)
Source: RefSeq, a predicted model, not a curated record